AUGGGCAUCGAUAAUAGGAGAUCAGGAGGAGGAGUGCCAACAAUAGAUGAAGUCUGUCGUCAUUGGAGGGCGGGUAGAUGUACACGUAAUCCAUGUCAGUAUCGCCACAGUGAACUGCCACAGCCAUGCAGCAACAACGGGAGACAGCAACCUUCAGACCAGAGGAAUUUCUCUCUUUCCGGCUCGUUUCCUCAAAGAAAACCGAAUACGUACAAUCGAGUGCCUUCAAAAUGGGGCAGUCAAGGUGGGGCAGUUAAUGGAAGACCUAAAGGUACAGGAUUUAAGGCUCAGGAUCAGAUUUGUAAAUAUUGGAUGUCUGGCAAAUGUUCUUAUGGUGAAAGAUGUAAAUUCUUGCAUCGGUGGUUUGCCAGUGAUGAUUUCACAAUGUUGGCGCAACUUGCUGGACACGAGAAGGUCAUUAGCGGGAUUGCUUUACCAAAGGGGUCUGACAAAUUAUAUUCUGGUGGCAAAGAUGGAACCGUUCGUGUCUGGGACUGUCAAACUGGCAAGUGUGCUACUGUAAUUAACCUUGGAUCUGAAGUUGGUUGUGUCAUCAGUGAAGAUCCCUGGGUCUUUGUUGGAAUCAAUAAUUGUGUCAAGGCUUGGAAUACUCAAACCAAUAGUGAGCUCAGUCUUUGUGGUCCAUCUGGACAAGUUUAUGCCUUGGCAGUGGGCAAUGAGAAGUUAUUUGCUGCAACACAGGAUGGUACAAUAUUGGUCUGGAAAUUUGCUGCUGCGACCAAUGGUUUUGAGCCUGCUGCUGCUCUUCAGGGUCAUAGUGCUUCUGUUGUUACGUUAGUCGUAGGCGCUAAUAUACUCUACUCUGGUUCCAUGGAUAACACAAUAAGGGUAUGGGGACUUGAGACGUUACAGUGCAUUUAUACUCUGAGAGAUCACACAUCAGUCGUAAUGUCUGUUCUUUGCUGGGAUCAGUUUUUAUUGUCAUGUUCUCUGGACAAAACAAUAAAGGUAUGGGCUGUUACUAAGACUGGAAAGUUAGAAGUCACUUACACCCAUGAAGAAGAACAUGGUUUGUUAGCGCUCUCUGGGAUGCCUGAUGCACAAGGAAAACCUGUGUUGAUAUGCUCAUGUAAUGACAACACUGUUCGUCUCUAUGACCUGCCAUCAUUUAAGGAACGAGGAAAAAUUUAUGCCAAAGAGGAGACUAGAGCUAUUCAAACUGCUCCUGGUGGUUUGUUUUUUACUGGGGAUGGAAAUGGUGAUCUGAAAGUAUGGAAGUGGACUGAACAAUCACCCGCAGCUGCAGCAACAAUGCAACAGUGAUGUAAUACUGACAGUGUGGAGAUCUGGACAAUAUAAAGACUCUCAGGCAGUAAGAAGUUCUUUUCUGAGCAGUAAACACCAUGUCAAAGCUUCCCUUGUUUUAGUUGUA
Papaver somniferum (opium poppy) is the source of this 1393-nucleotide messenger RNA. Its product is annotated as zinc finger CCCH domain-containing protein 17-like. Gene Ontology annotation, molecular function: metal ion binding; protein binding. The record is from RefSeq and is a predicted model, not a curated record. Lineage: Eukaryota; Viridiplantae; Streptophyta; Magnoliopsida; Ranunculales; Papaveraceae. The coding region runs from base 1 to 1284 and encodes 427 amino acids. The transcript has a single exon.